ACUGAGAGAUAGCGGCGAUGAUACGACGAGCAGUGCAACAGGGCAUCAGCGCCAGGUCUAGCCUAUCUGGGCUCCAGGUCACCCCCCGGCGGACCAUAGAUACGGCACCAGCCAGCUCAUCGUACAUGGAGCAGUUGGAGGUGGACUGGACUACAGCAAAACCUUUCGCAGAGAUUCCCGGUCCAACACGUUGGCAAUUGUGGCGUGGCUUCCAGAAGGGCGGCGAGUUCCAUGAUCUGGAUAUGGUCCAGCUAAUGGAUCUGUACCAGUCGCGAUUCGGGGACCUAUGUCGGGUACCAGGCCUGUUCGGCAUGCCCACCACUGUGUUCACGUUCAAGGUGGAGAACUUCGAGAGAGUCUACCGCACCGAGGGACAGUGGCCGGUGAGAGGGGGGGCCGAACCAGUGCUGCAUUAUCGUGCAAAUCGCAAGGACGGAUUCUUCAAGGACUGCACUGGACUGAUCAGCAAUGGUCCAGAGUGGGGCCGUCUCCGCAGCGCGGCGAACCCUAUUUUGAUGCAGCAUCGCAACGCUGACUUGUACUUGGAGCCUAUGCAGCGGGUCAACACGCAAUUUAUAGAUCGCAUCAGGGCCAUUCGGGAUACGGAGUCACAGGAGGUGCCUGGAAACUUUCUCGAUACCAUAAAUACCCUGACCUUUGAGUCUGUGGCUGUGGUGGCCCUGGACCGCGAGCUGGGACUUCUACGGGACUCCGAUCAAAGGCCAGAGGCCCUAGAGCUCUUCAGAAACAUUAAAAUCUUCCUACUAUGCUUCUUCGAGCUAGGCAUAAAGCCGUCGGUGUACAAGUACAUCAGCACGCCCACGUACAGGAAAUUCAGUAAGGCAUCGGAUGUGAUCUUUGACACCUGCUCGAUGUACGUAAACGAGGCUGUGGCACGCAUAGAGGGCCAGUCGGCAGCGGAGCGUGUGGGCCGUAAGAGUGUCUUGGAGCAGCUGCUGCAAAUCAAUCGAAAGUUCGCCGUGGUCAUGGCCAUGGACAUGCUCAUGGGAGCUGUGGACACCACCUCCUCGGCCCUAACUGGAAUCCUCCUGAGUCUGGCGAAGAAUCCCCAGCAGCAAAAGAAGCUGCGCGAGGAAAUAGUGUCCAGGCUGCCCCAGCCAGACCGCCAGUUCACUUUGGCGGAGAUGAAAUCGUUGCCAUACCUGCGUGCCUGCAUAAAGGAAGCGAUGAGGAUGUAUCCCGUUACCUUCGGCAAUAUCCGAUCGGCUGGAACAGAUGUCGUGCUGGAUGGCUAUCGCAUACCCCAGGGCACGAAUCUCCUCAUGCUCUCCACUAAUUUGCUGCGCGACGAACGCUUCUAUCCCCGACCCAAAGAAUAUCUGCCAGAGCGCUGGGUACGCCCCCAGGGCGACGACAGCACAGAUUCGCUUUUGCGGAAUAAUUUGAAUCCAUUUGUCUACUUACCGUUUGGCUUUGGUCCCCGCAUGUGUGUGGGCAAGCGAAUCGUAGACCUUGAGAUGGAGUUGACCGUGGCUAAUCUGGUGCGAAACUUCCACAUAGAGUUCAAUUACCCCACAGAAAAUGCCUUCACUAGCUCGUUCCUAAACAUGCCAAACAUUCCCCUGAGAUUUAAAUUUACAGAUGUGAAAUAUUAAUGAAUGAAUCAAAAGAUUUUUAAAAAUAA
This is a messenger RNA of Drosophila guanche, 1645 nucleotides long. It is a transcript of the gene Cyp12c1, whose product is annotated as probable cytochrome P450 12c1, mitochondrial. The coding region runs from base 18 to 1616 and encodes 532 amino acids. The record is from RefSeq and is a predicted model, not a curated record. The transcript has 2 exons. NCBI's taxonomy places the organism in Eukaryota, Metazoa, Arthropoda, Insecta, Diptera, Drosophilidae. Gene Ontology annotation, molecular function: heme binding; oxidoreductase activity, acting on paired donors, with incorporation or reduction of molecular oxygen; iron ion binding.